Messenger RNA from Musca vetustissima, 1104 nucleotides. RefSeq names its product protein mono-ADP-ribosyltransferase Parp16 (gene Parp16). The annotation marks the transcript as partial. Gene Ontology annotation, biological process: endoplasmic reticulum unfolded protein response. Gene Ontology annotation, cellular component: nuclear envelope; endoplasmic reticulum tubular network; membrane. NCBI's taxonomy places the organism in Eukaryota, Metazoa, Arthropoda, Insecta, Diptera, Muscidae. The transcript has a single exon. The record is from RefSeq and is a predicted model, not a curated record. Gene Ontology annotation, molecular function: kinase binding; protein serine/threonine kinase activator activity.
AUGCAAGCUGCCAAAAUAAUACGAAUUCGCGAGCAUUCCAAAAAUAAUCAGAAUGAGAGUAAUUCAGACAAUGUGGUUAUAUCUCAGGAUGUUGAACAACCACCUUCAUCAGCAAUGCAAGAAAGUUACGAUGAACCGACAACUUCUCAACAUAAAAUCGAACCCAUUGAUUUCCUGAACAAAGCUCAGGCCCUGCGUAAUAGUCUGCAAAAAGAUUUAAUGGGAUGUGAUGCGAAAUGGACAUUGUUUGUGGCCACCGCAUUUAGUUAUCGCAAUAGGUACAAACUUAAACCCUUUCCGCCAAGAUUUGGCCAUGCCAGCGAUCAUCAAAAUAUUGAUGCUUUAAUUUCUGUUAUCAAUGAUACACCCAAACUGAAUAUUGUUCUGCAUAAUCUAAUCGGAAGAUAUUUUGAUAAUGUGGAUCCUGAGGUAAUAGAGCUACUCUAUUGGAUUUUGAUUGAACAAAUGGAACCUCGUUUGCGGUUGGUUAAUUUUGAAGAAAUCAAAGAUACCUUGCAAAAUGUAGAUAUGCCGCAAAAGCCAACACAGAUCUUCGAAGUUAUGGCAUCAGAAGGAUUUCAUGCGGAUGUUGAUUUUCAGAAGAAAAUUUCCAAUUCGCCAACAAAGCUGGGAUUUUAUGGUUCAACAUUGGAUUCAUAUUAUUCAAUAAUUUAUAAUGGAUUUUCAGAUGUGACCGAUACAGGAGCCAUAAAUAUUUCCCUAAAUCUUGAGAGUUGUUUACAACAAAAUCCAUGUGGUGCCGCCUGGGGAGCUUCGCAGUGUGGUUCAUUAAUAUCUUGUGUGGCUGUGUGUGAAUUUGCUGGGGGUAAAUCGACAUCAACUGGAGAGGAUCAUCAGUCCUAUUUGGAAGUGGAUCCUCAUGCAAUAAGAAUGCGUUAUUUAUUAUUCUAUGGCAGCCGUUAUCCUUUGGAUAAUAAACCCGAACCUCUGGGCUGGAAGGCAUGGUUCUUACAUCACAAACGUGGUAUAUUAUUUAGCACAUAUAUGCUGGUCAUAACCACCAUUGCUGUGGUAAAUAGUGGUGACCGAGGCGAAUAUAUAAAAAAAUUAAUAACUAAAAAAUUUCAAAAUUUUUUAGAAUUU